Pelagomonas calceolata is the source of this 2260-nucleotide messenger RNA. Lineage: Eukaryota; Pelagophyceae; Pelagomonadales; Pelagomonadaceae. The record is from the annotation of a GenBank genome assembly.
AUGCGCCACGUGCUAAUGCUCGCCCUCGCUAUCAGGCGAGCCUCCACCCUGCUGCCGCCUGCAGCACCGACGCUGCGCACCGCACGCUUCGCGACGGACGCGUCGAGAGCCCUGGAGCGGCGCUUCGACGCCGCCCUGAGAGACGACUGCGGCGUCCGCGCGAACGAUACCGUGGUCGCUGCCAUCUCCGGCGGCGUCGAUAGCACGUGUCUCUUGCAUUUGCUCGCGCGGGCCGAGUGCCGAGUGAAGGUCGUGACCUUCGACCACCGCCAGCGCGGCGCCGCCUCGACGGAGGACGCGGCCUUCGUGCGGCGCCUCGCGGCGCGCUACGGUUUGGAAUGCGACACGCACGUCUGGGAGGGCGACAAGGGCACUGCAAAUGAGUUCCGCGACUGGCGCCGUCGGACGCUUCUUGAGACAGAAGGCGACCACGUCGCGACGGCGCACCAUGCUGAUGAUGAAACAGAACUGUUCCUGCUGCGGCUGGCGCGCGGCGCGCGCCUGACCAAGGUGCUGGGCGGCAUGCGCAUGCGGAAGCCGCCCUUCGUCCGGCCUUUACUAAGGGAGCCGAAGAGCGAACUGAGGAAGUACCUCGAGGAUAAUAACGAAGAGUGGCGCGACGACGCGUCGAACGCCGACCCAAGUUACGGGAAGCGGAACCGGGCGCGCCUCGAGGUCGUGCCGCCCCUGGAUGCGCUCUGCGAAGGCGGCCUCUCCUCGAAACUGGAUAAUUUGAGGCGCCAGGCUGAGGCCGUGCAGGCCUGGAUCGACGCCGAAGCCGAUACCGUGCUCGCCGCGCGGCGCUCGGGCGCGCUGCCCCUGGCGACUUAUCGGGAGGCGCCGGAGCCCGUGCGCCUCGAGGUGCUGGACCGCCUCGCGGCCGACGCCGCGGCGACGGACGGGAGCUACGCGGUGCCGUACGCCGUGCUCUGCGACGCCGACGCGAAGCUCUGUGGUGGCGAGGCGGCGUGGACGCUGCACCUGCCGCGCGGCGUUUUGUUGAGGGUCGGCCACGGCGCGCUGUCGUGCGCGGAGCCCCCGCCUUCGAGAAGCGUCGGUCGCGUCCGCGUCGACGGGCGGCUCGGGCAUCUGUCCGUGGCCCUAGAUAGGGGCCUCGCCGUGCCGGCGCCGGCCGACGGGGCCCUGGAGCUGCGGCCGCGGCAGGCCGGCGACCGCUUCCGCGCGCCGUGGCGCGACGGCCCGCAGAAGCUCUCGACGGUGCUGCGCGGCCAGCGCAUUCGCGACGCGGACGACCGCGCCGCGACGGUCGUGCUCGCCUGCGGGGAGCGCGUCCUCGCCGCGUUCCCGCCGGGCGGCGACGCGCUCGUCUGCGCGGCCGAGGACGGCGACGGGGAGGUGCUCGUGGACGUCGCGUCGACUUCGUCGAUGGCGGGUGAUGCGUAGAGGUGUGUUUUUGUCUAGAGAUAGAGUCACUAGAGCAACUCUGCCCAGCCUCCGACUAGCCUCCACAGCAAAACGCAGCUUGCUGGACUUACAGAUGGCCGAAAGGGUCUAUCGCAUCCCCGGGCCGCUGGAGAGCUUCGCUUCCUGGCCCGCGUGGCAGCGAGAAGUGCACCUCACCCACUGCUGCCAAUUUUGCAGGGAUCCAUUCACAUGCCCUCUUUUUGCCAGCCUCAAAGUAUGCGCUAGGUGUGGACAGAAGGGCUGUUCGGAUUGCGUUAGAGGCUGCGACGAUUGCUCUGAAUGGGGGGGUCCCGACUGCGACUGCGACCAGGACGACGUCCUCGAGUACGGGUGCACUUGCCAGCGGUCCACGCCCCGCUACUGCUAUGAGUGUCACCAUGGACCUUUACAGCAAGUGCACUGCGGCAAGGUUGUCUGCGCCAGGCACCUCAAAUGGCACGACGACACCGCGGAGGCCUGCGCGCACACUCACCACUGGAGGUCCAAAGGCUGCUGCGACUGUAUUCUCCAUCAGCGCAAGUGCCGCGACACGCUGGUGCGCGAGGUGGAACGCAAUCUAUUGCUCGGUGCCAAGGACCGCGCCGCGCCGGCCAAGGACGCGCCGAAGGCGACGGUCGUGCUCGAUCGGCUCGUGCGGAGCGGCCAGGAGCCGAUGGCGAGCGUCGUGCUCGACUUUGCGGGCGGCCGGCGCAACAACGGGCCGCGCAGCAGAAUGCCAAGGCCGAAGUUGAGGGCCAAGAAGGAUACGAGAAUGAAGGCGCCCCGGAAGAUGCUCGCCAAGCUGAACGGUCCCUGGCCGGAGAAGCCCCGACGCGUGGUCGAGGGGCGCUUGUAA